Messenger RNA from Saccoglossus kowalevskii, 3976 nucleotides. Its product is annotated as 1-phosphatidylinositol 4,5-bisphosphate phosphodiesterase gamma-1-like. Gene Ontology annotation, molecular function: phosphatidylinositol-4,5-bisphosphate phospholipase C activity; protein binding; calcium ion binding. Lineage: Eukaryota; Metazoa; Hemichordata; Enteropneusta; Harrimaniidae. Gene Ontology annotation, biological process: phosphatidylinositol-mediated signaling; release of sequestered calcium ion into cytosol; phospholipid catabolic process. The record is from RefSeq and is a predicted model, not a curated record. Gene Ontology annotation, cellular component: ruffle membrane.
AAACUAACAUGGCCGCUUGUGCGCUCCACAACGGGGAAAUGAGUCCCCACUCGCCAGAGUUGAACGAACUCCUACGUAAACUCGAGCUUGGAGUUGUUAUGACCAAAUUUUUCCCAAAGAAACGGCCCGAAAAAAGGACUUUUCAAGUGAAACUAGAAACGAGGCAGAUUAUUUGGAGCCGAGUGCUAGGAAGGGCAGAAGGGGCGGCUGACAUCAGAGAAAUUAAAGAAAUACGACCCGGGAAGAACUCUCGUGAUUUUGAAAGGUGGCCGGAUGACGCACGUAAAAUAGAUUCUGCUAUGUGUUUUGUAAUAAUGUAUGGGAAUGAAUUCAGAUUAAAAAUUCUAUCAUGUGCAGCGAUAACUCCCGAUGCUUGUGAUAUGUGGAUGAAAGGUCUCGCUUGGCUUGUGAAAGAUACUCUCAAUUCGUGUCAUCUUCUCAUGGUAGAAAGGUGGUUAUGGAAAGAGUUUUAUUCAAUGGACAGAAAUAAAUCCAACUCAGUAACUGUCAAAGAUCUUAAAUCAUUUCUGCCACGAGCAAACUGUAAAAUUAGUACUACUAAGUUGAGGGAAUUAUUUAAGGACGUUGAUACAAGAAAGAGAGGAGAGAUUGGUUUUGAGUCAUUUGCAGCAUUCUACCAUGAACUUGUACAUCAACCUGAGAUUGCUGAUAGAUUCGUGGAUUUUUUUUCAGAUGGGGAUAAAAUUGUUUCUUUGUCAGAUUUUCUUAACUUUCUUCGAACCGAGCAAAAGGAUCCACUAGCCAAUAAUGUUGAUGCUGUUAAACAGUUUUUACAUGAUUUUGUAGAAGACCCCACAAGACAGGUGCAAGAACCAUAUUUGACAGUCAAGGAAUUUGUAGACUACAUUUACUCCAAACAAAAUACAAUCUGGGAUUCAUCGCAGGAUGUGGUCUGCCAUGAUAUGGACCAACCUAUGUCUCACUAUUGGAUUGCUUGCUCUCAUAACACAUAUUUAACAGGUGACCAAUAUUUAAGCGAGUCUUCCUGUGAAGCGUACGUGCGAUGUCUCAGAAUGGGAUGUAGAUGUGUUGAAUUGGAUUGCUGGGAUGGUCCAGAGGGUUAUCCGGUUAUAUUUCACGGGCACACACUUACUUCCAAAAUUAAAUUCAUUGACGUCAUCAAGACAAUCAAAGAACAUGCAUUUGCAACUUCUGAAUAUCCAGUCAUUCUUUCCAUAGAAAAUCAUUGUAGUUUACCUCAACAAAGAAAAAUGGCCUCUGCAUUCCAAGAAGUAUUUGGCGAUAUGCUACUAUCCCAACCCAUUGACAGAGAUGCUACUAUGCUUCCAUCGCCUAAUCAGCUGAAACGUAAAGUGAUUCUUAAGCACAAGAAACUACCAGAAGGAGCAAGCGAUACCUUCUCAGUGUCAGCAAGUUACGACACUACUGUUGAUGACCUGAGUAACUCAAUCAAGAAUGGACUUUUAUAUUUAGAGGACCCAAUGGAUGCUGAGUGGGCACCACAUUUCUUUGUCUUAACUUCAAAUAAAAUAUAUUACUCAGAAGAAACAGAGACACAAAACAAUCAAGAUGAUGAUGAUGAAUCCACAAACGGCCAAUCAGAGGGAUUAUCAAGUGAUGAACUACAUUUUAGUGAAAAGUGGUUCCACGGUAAAUUGAAACAACCCAGAGACACAGCUGAGCAAUUGAUAGUGGAAUACCACGAAGGGGACGGUACAUUCCUCGUCAGGGAGAGUGACACUUUUAAGGGUGACUUCAUACUGUCUUUUUGGGCUAAAGAUAAAGUCAACCACUGCCGGAUCAAGUCAAAACAAGAGAGAGGUCUUACCAAAUAUUACUUGUUAGAUAACCUACUAUUUGAUAGUCUGUAUAGUCUGAUAACACAUUAUAGAACAUAUCCAUUGAAAAGCAAAGAUAUGGAAAUUGUCCUUACUCACUCUGUACCGCAACCACAAAGCCACGAGAAUAAAGACUGGUAUCACAACAGACUUACACGAAAAGACUCAGAAAACAUGAUGAAAAGAGUUCACAGGGAUGGUGCAUUCUUGGUUCGCAGAAGUGAAAGGAUAGACUACUAUGCUAUUUCAUUCAGAGCGGAGGGAAAGAUUAAACACUGUAGAAUAAAGGAGGAAGGCAGGUUGUUUACUAUUGGUACAGCACAGUUUGAAAGUUUGGUUGAACUGGUACAUUAUUAUGAGAAACAUCCAUUGUAUAGAAAAAUGAAAUUAAAGUAUCCAGUGAACCAGGCAAUUGUUGAUAGAAUUGGAAUGGAGCCUGAGGAAGGAGCUGUAUACGGUGUUGCCGGAGUUUACAUGGAUCCAAAUACAUUUGUUGCAAAAGUUACAGUGAAAGCACUGUAUGAUUACCGUGCACAGCGAGAUGAUGAAUUGACUUUCUGCAAACAUGCGAUUAUCACAAAUGUUGAUAAACAAGAUGGCGGAUGGUGGAAAGGAGAUUAUGGAGGUAAAAAACAAAUGUGGUUUCCAUCAAAUUAUGUGGAGGAGUUAGAACCUUUGAAUUCGUCUAUGGAUUCCAGUACAGAUUCUACACCACUGGGGAAUUUACAGAAAGGUGUCAUUGAUAUUCAGGGAUGUUGCAUUGAUAUCAUCCCUGGGGGUAAAGGUGAACGUCGUUAUGUAUUCCGCAUAAUGAGUCCAAGUCAGCCAAUUCCACUAGAAGUAGCGGCCGAUUCCGAAGAGGAGGCACUAUCCUGGCAAAAUAGUAUUCGUACGGCUGUGGAGUGGGCGGAGAAAAGGGAUGUAGAUGUUCGUCAACACGAACGUAAUUUACGAAUAGCCAAAGAAUUUUCGGAUUUGAUAGUUUAUUGCAGAUCUGUGCCAUUCAAAGAAGAUUGUAUUCCUGGAAACUAUUAUGAGAUGUCAUCCUUCCCAGAAACCAAAGUGGAAAAGUAUGUUGCUAAGGGUAAAGCAGCUUUAUUUACAAGAUAUAACAAGUUUCAGUUUAGUCGAGUUUAUCCCAAAGGACAGCGAGUGGAUUCUUCAAACUAUGAUCCAAUGCCAUGUUGGAUGUGCGGCUCACAGAUGGUUGCACUUAAUUACCAAACACCAGAUCGUCCUAUCCAAAUAAAUGCCGGCCGCUUUUUGGCAAACGGUAAAUGCGGUAUGGUGUUGCUUCCUGACUGUAUGCGAAAUAUUGAAGGCUAUGAUCCCACUGACAAAAAUAUUCUGAAUGGUGUUGUGGAACCAAUUACCAUAACGAUAACAAUUAUGGGAGCUCGCCAUCUCAUUAAGACUGGUCGUGGUAUUGCUAGUCCCUUUGUAGAAGUUGAAAUUAUUGGUACUGACUAUGAUAAUCACAAUAAGUACAAGACAAAAACAAAAGUGGACAAUGGGUUGAAUCCAGUCUGGAUGGAAGUCUGUGAGUUUGACAUCAUCAAUCCCCCAGUUGCUAUGAUACGCUUUUCUGUACAGGACGAAGACAUGUUUGGUGAUCCAAACUUUCUCGGUCAAGCCACAUAUCCAAUAUCUUGCAUCAGAAAUGGUUAUCGCUCAGUUCCAUUGUGUAAUGGGUAUUCAGAGGAGUUGGAGUUAGGGGCGCUGUUGGUUCACAUUGAAAUCAGAAAUGCAAAGGAGGGUGAAGAUGGUAACAUUUAUGCAUCUAUCCAAGAAUUGAGAUCUCGUACUCAGGAACUUUCUAGUAGAGUUGUUGCGUAUGAAUCAGGAGAACCGACAGCUAAUGAGACAGCCCAGUACAAUGCGAUGAGUGAAGAGUUGAGGGCAGCACAAGAUCGUUUAUUCAUGUUGACAGAACAAAGAAAAAACAGACACACAAUUCGUAAUUGUCCUUCUAGACUAAGAGGAUAUGCAGAUGCCAAGUUCAACUAACAAGUAUAUACAAGUCAAGCCAUCCCGUUCUAUCUUUCCAUGAAUGGAGUGUCACAUAACCCACUCAUCACAGGAUUAAAUAUGGUUCCAGUUACAAUUUUUUUUGUUUUGUUUUUUCAGACUUUGAGAAUUGUAUAUAAUUUUUAGAG